AUGAAUGCUCUGGUGGCGCUAUUGCAUUUCUGUGAAGUGCAUGGUCCUUGUGUAGUGUAUUGCACUCAAACAAUACACACAAAUUCGCCUUCUUUGAAUGAGAACGACCUGUGUGGCAGCGAUAGUAACCUAUCCACUUCUCCUAUACCCAUACUACCAUCAAAAUACCCUGCAGCACUGCAACAAGCAUCCUCCGUGUCCACAACAUACUCUUCAUCAUCGCUUCGUAAGAAUUCAGUAUCAUCUCUCAACACUACCACGAAUAUACCUGGAUUAGGUGCACCAUCAGCAAUGGCAACGACACCCACAUCCAUAGGAACCAUAGGCACAGCACCCAGCACAACAUGUGCAGCCUGUACAGCCCAACUACCCCUCAUCAAUAAUGGCACAAGCAUCACAGAAGCGAAGCACUUAGUCACCACAGACGAUGAUGACCCUACUAUCCAAUACAUUGGUACAAGCAAAUCACCACAGCAACCACACCUGUAUAAAGCUGUACGUCUAGCAUGCGUGCGUAGCCUGACAGCCGAGUUUUGUCAAGGCCGUGAUGGGCCAGUAUUGUUUGGAGAUGAUGAAAAUGGACAUGUCAUGAGCUACAUGUUUAAGCUCCGUGAUGCUCAAGCUCGAGGAGAAGCUCGCUUCUAUGCGCUCAUGAUGCUGAUGACAGACCGAGUAUAUCUAGUGAGCUGUUGGCCGUUACUAGUCAGCGCAUUUCGAUCCAUGGCAUUGAAUUUGCAAGAAAGAGCCAACAUGGUGUUUCAACGAGAGAAAGAUGGCAUGCGCCAGAUCACACAUAAUAGCAGAAGAGCGCCGGCCAUGACAUCACAAGACCAGUUUUAUAGAAGAAGAAGUAAUACAGCAUUGAGAUCCCUAGUGGAUCUGCUAGGCAUCAAAGAUAUUUAUGCACAGAUUCAAGCACAGUUUAGUUACACAUUGAAAUUAGCCUCAAGAAAACGGAUGGAAAAGUUGACAUUAGGCAGAAGAGAAAGUGCUCUGUACCAAAAGCUGAAAGCAGAAUACGAAGCAAAGAAGAAAUCAAACGACAAUAGUGAACCAGCGUCACAAAACGCACCAUCAUCAAAUGAUCUAUGA
Molecule: messenger RNA, 1092 nt
Organism: Mucor velutinosus
Lineage: Eukaryota; Fungi; Mucoromycota; Mucoromycetes; Mucorales; Mucoraceae
Exons: 3
Coding region: 1-1092 (363 amino acids)
Biological process (GO): positive regulation of TORC1 signaling
Cellular component (GO): cytosol
Molecular function (GO): GTPase activator activity
Source: RefSeq, a predicted model, not a curated record